Molecule: messenger RNA, 1080 nt
Organism: Aspergillus fijiensis CBS 313.89
Lineage: Eukaryota; Fungi; Ascomycota; Eurotiomycetes; Eurotiales; Aspergillaceae
Product: bZIP transcription factor
Exons: 2
Coding region: 1-1080 (359 amino acids)
Biological process (GO): regulation of DNA-templated transcription
Molecular function (GO): DNA-binding transcription factor activity
Source: RefSeq, a predicted model, not a curated record
AUGUCGGAUCACAGUCAUCUGAGCUCGGCGGAGAAGAAGCGCCUCCGCGAUCGGCGGGCGCAGCAGAAUUCUCGAAGUAAAAAGUUGCAGUAUCUCAGUCACCUCGAAGAUCGCAUCGCACGGCUCGAAGAGCAGGUUGCUCACUGUCGGCAACAACACACCGAUGAAGGCGCCCAACAGCGAUCUGAAGAGAUAGAGACUCUCCGGAGGCAGAAUGCAUCUCUUCUUGCGCGUCAACGACAGCUGAAAAGUCUCCUGCAAUCCUGGGACAUCGAUGCGCUGACGUCUCCGGAAGCUCUCACCGGACCGGCUUAUACCCCCGAGGCGCCCGAAGUCGAGAACCAGCGUCCUCCUAUACUAUCGCCACCACCGCCGAUAGCAGUUUCCCGCAGCUUGAUAGACCCCUUGGAAGCUACAACUAUCAAUUACGCUCACGACUCUACAAACCCACUAGAGCCACUCUGGAAACGCAUUCCACUCACCAACGACGACCCGUCAGCCCCCUACAUGACUUGGGUAGCUUACCAGGAGCAGAUCAGAGCAUCCCCGGACUCCCCCGCCUCUCCGCUGGAUCUCCUGUACGGCUCCAAGACCAACGUCCUAGCAGACCUAGUCUACCGCACCACGAAGCGACGGCCGCUGCGCGACCCCGAGCGCCUGGCCUGUGGGUGGCUAGCCUACCACCUCCUCAAAUGGAUGUACUCUCCCAGUCCCAGCCGAUUCGCUCGGCUGCCGACCUUCAUGCACCCGAACCCUGACCAGAUAAACAUUCCCCACCUUGGGUCGAUCGACCUCAUGAUCUGGCCGCAAAUCCGGUCCAAUCUGAUCCGUCGUUGGCAAAUUUACGAGGGUCAGCGUGACGAUCUCUUCGGGUUCCUGGCCUGUUGUCUGAAAGUUCGCUGGCCGUGGGGCGAGAGUAUCCUCGAACGCGACGAUCAAGAUCAACUCCGUAUCCGACGCAGCUUCUACGAGACGUUCAUGACCAUCGAGGGAUGGGGACUCACCCCUGAUGUCAUUCGAAGCUACCCCAGUAUUUUGACGGGGGUUGACCUGCAGUCUAUUGUGUAUGAGGUCCUGUGA